GAAUUCGAAAGCGUCUUUUGUUACUCCAGUAUCACCUGAACAACUUAUUAUUACUAUUUUGGAACGUUCUGGUAGCAAUAAGAAAUUUAUUACAACUGUUAUUUGCUGUUGUUACAGAGGACGGAUUUCGAGAGGAAUAGCCUAUUAAUAUUUACUUGAUCAAUAUAUUGUUACAUUUUACAAUAUGGACGUUUUUGGCCAAAAUAAGUCACAUAUGAACACCACCACUCCGACUGAAAACUGGACAUCUAUAUACUCUAUAGUUCGAUGGAUUCAAAUAACAAUGGCUGUCCUAAGCAUUUUAGGUGCUGGCUCCAUAAUCUUAUGUGCCUGUUUAAAAGGGCUAGUAAGAAAACCAGAGGUGCUGCCGUUAUUCUUGUUAAGUGUAACAGACCUGCUGUUAGCUUUGAGUUGGAUGUGUGGAGGUCUUCUCUUCACCCAGUCCUGUAAAUCUUACGCCACCUGCUACAACCUCCACAUAGUGGAACAGACGCUUUACAUGGCCUCGUUCUUCUACACGCUGCACUAUGUUUGGGUGCUCUACACCGGACUAUUGGGGAAGUACAAGGGACUCAACGGUUUCCCAGCCGAGAAUCCAGCAAACACAAGAAGCUGCAGAUGUCUUGGUCCUGUGCUGUCAUGUCUUUUGCCUUUAAUGCUCACAGCGCCUGUGUUUGUAGCAGGAAAUGUGUUUCAGUGUUACACAAACUUCACCCAGCCCUACAGAUGUUUGCUGAUGCAUACAGGGGCUGUGUAUCUCACCUCAUCUGUAAAUACAGAGAUGACAGCAUGUAGUGUCAUUCAAGACUACUGCAUGGCCAUUUUCCUGACUACGUUCUUCGUCACCUUCUUUGGCAUCACGACUCUCAUGUGUAAAGCUCGCUCUCUGUACAAGCGUGUCAUCACGUCUCAAGGUUUCUUUGGUGACAAUCAGUGGGAAACCCUGCGUCUUCUGGAACGGCGAAUGCUGCUUUAUCCCUCAGCCUUCUUCUUCUGCUGGGGACCAGCAAUAUUUCUGGCCACUAUGAUGCUGGUGAAACCGGACAUAAUCGAGGGAAGGAUGGGAGUCAUUCUCUACAUCCUACAGGCCUUCACCUCUGCUUCUCAGGGUCUGUUAAACUGCCUGGUUUAUGGCUGGACACAGCAGCACUUUCGCUCUCUCAGCGGCAGCAGCACCCUACGGGACGCCAAUACCCAGACUCCCCUGCUGCGCUCCCAGAAACGAGAUUACGCUGCUUUGAAAUCUGCUGCAUCACUCACCAAUUUUGUCUGACAGAGAGAUGUGCAAGAAUCUCUGUAAUGCAUUGAGAAGAUGCGACUGAGGAAUCGAACCCAUGCCUUGGCUGUUGCGAGCGUCGUGCUCUACUCAUCGAGCUACGGGAGCCAAUACGGCACACACUGCUGUGUCAGAAAAACUGAAGACUGAAACGAGCAAAAUGAAAGCAAACACAGCAGAAGCCAUUUGUUUUGAUGUGGUAUUACCAACACCAGAUGGCAGAAAAGGAAGCUAGGCUAAAAAGGGAGCUGAACAUUCGUUCUUCUAUCUUGGUUUUGUUUUGAGAUUACAGAUGCUGCACCUGCUGCUAGUUUAGCUGAGAAACCCACUUCAGGAAACCCACUUCACCUAGCCUCUAUAAUUCUUGCUUUUGCAAUGACAGGAUUGAGACUUUCAGGUCAAGAUGCACUGCUAAACUGUCAAAAAGGGAAAGACCGAAGGGAGAUUACGGUCAGAGGGAAAUAGCUCUGAAACAGGAUCUGAGAGGACAAUGCUGCUGCUGCUUUCCAUCCACAAAACAUGCGCUGAAGCCACCCACACAUAGCGGGUAUCUAUUACUGCUAAAGGAGCGUGAAAUAACAAUUUUUCUCUUAAUAAACAAUACAGCUGUGAGCAGGGACAGACUGGGAGUAAAAAACGGCACUGAAUUUUCUCCCAAAUAGCCCCACCACAACUACAAACAGUCGCUACUAUCUCACAAUAUUAUUAUAAUAUGAAUGAAUGGAAUAAUCAUGCCAGACCUUGCGGAGUGAUAUAUAGCAGUGGACGCUCGGUCUGGGAUUGUCCUGGGAUUUUACUACAGUGAUGUGUAUAGUGAGAGAGGCAGGCAAAGGUAACCUGAUGUAACGGUUUGCUUUUUUUCCUUUUAGCUUCUCCCUACUGCCUUUAUCUUCACGUCUUUUAUUUGCCAUCAUGAGCCCAGACUGUCUUUCACGCAGGAUUGCCAAGUUUUCACAACAAAACCCGCCCAGUUGCUACUCAAAACCAUAGACUGUAAUUUUUAGGCUUGCGUGGUUCACACAAAAAUUCAUAUUUUGUCAUCAGUUACUCUCCCUCAUUUCAAACCCAUAAAACUUUGAUAUUUUUAACGAAACUUGAUUGAUUUCUGUCCUUCCAUCAACAUGAAAGUAAUCCAGUCAUCUAAACUUUCAUAAGAGAGCAAUUACCAGAACAAACCUCUAUGAAUUUGAGUCAUCAAAGUUUCAGUUGUGAGAACUUUCAGUGGAAGAACAGAAAUCUCUUAGGAUCCAUUAAAAAAUAUCUUCAUAGAUGUUUCAAAGACAAACAAAAGUCUUGUGGGUUUAGGGUGACAUGAGGGUGAGUUUUCAUAUUUGGGCGAACCAUUUAAAAUAUUGGUUGGUAACAUUUUAUGAUUUGUAAAAUAUGUUUUUGAAUAGAAACUGGAGUGCAAUCCAUGUUAUGUUUUAAACUCUUUGUUCUGUAAUUACAAACAGCUGGAAAAGUCAUAAAUGACAUGUUGCACUGUUUUCCUCUUUUACUUUGGCUUGCAUUUGUCCCAUGACAGAAUGACUUUAAUGACUUUAAGAUUUGCUUUCAUUUCCGUGCAUUUUAUUGCAUUUCAUGUGUGCGUGUACAUAGUUUUUACACAUUAAAAGUUGUUGAAAAUGUAUAAAAUAUUUUAUUAAAACUUCAUUAGGUGUUGA
Cyprinus carpio (common carp) is the source of this 2940-nucleotide messenger RNA. It is a transcript of the gene tmem116, whose product is annotated as transmembrane protein 116. Gene Ontology annotation, biological process: adenylate cyclase-activating G protein-coupled receptor signaling pathway. Gene Ontology annotation, cellular component: plasma membrane. Lineage: Eukaryota; Metazoa; Chordata; Actinopteri; Cypriniformes; Cyprinidae. Gene Ontology annotation, molecular function: G protein-coupled receptor activity. The record is from RefSeq and is a predicted model, not a curated record.